GAGCUUGAAGACAAGCUAAUUGUGUUCAAAAGCCCUUCCUUCCUUCUGUGAGAAGCCCAUCCUGGGUGUGCUUCAGGAGUCAGAAGGCUGCAACUCUGCCCACUCCGAAAACUGCAGAUGCGACUCCUAGAGGCCAGGCUGAGAAUUGCCACACCGGCUCCAUUGGGCCACGUUGUGGGAAGCCUGGGAUUCGAGGGGACAGCGGUUUUUCUAGGGGCUCUGUUAUUUGUGAACACAAUGAAAAGUUCAGACAGUGAUGUGAUAACUGACAGACUUACCAGGCUCAAGAGCUCAAACGAAUGGCUGGAGCCCCAGCCACUUUCCUUCAUGGAGGCAUUAGCUAAAGAAGAUAUUGAUGCAGCUAUUCAAUCAAUAUUAUACAGAGAAAAUUAUAUAAUUAAGGAACUAGGUAAAUAUUUAAAGCAUCAUGACUUCUUAAAUGCAAGAAAAAAAGAGAUAUUAUAUAAAAGAUGGGUUGAUCAUGUGGCAGAUCCUCUCCAGAAGAAAAUUAUAGAAAAUGUUGCUUCACAUAAGAAGAUUAUAAAAAGGAGACAAGAGGAAUUAGAUGCUUUUUUAAAAUACGUAAAUAAAAAGGGAAAUGCAUUUAUAGAGCAUUAUGAUCCAAAAGAAUAUGAUCCUUUUUACAUGAAAAAAGAGGACCCGAAUUUUCUGAAGGUUACCAUCCCACCAUUUCGUGACCCUUUGAAAAAGGCACAAUAUGACAAAGACAAUGGAAAAAGAAUUCUUCUUCAGUGUGAGACUGGCAGAAUAUUUACAAUGAAAGAAUUUAAAGAGGUUGAGAAGGCCAAACUGCAUUCCAGAUUUCCAGGAAUUUCUAAUUCAAGGCACUUUAUGACUCCAAAUGAGUGGCUUAAACUGCCUACAAACUACAUAGAGAGUGAAUUUUGUAAAAGGAGCAGGUUAAAAGUAAAAGUGAAUUUUAACGAAAGUAGUUUUGACUUGAAACCCUCUGCAAAAACUCCUCAUCUUCUGGAAUCCCAGGAAGAAGAAAAAGCAGUUGUUUACAAGUAA
Orcinus orca (killer whale) is the source of this 1032-nucleotide messenger RNA. RefSeq names its product family with sequence similarity 228 member B (gene FAM228B). Bases 118 to 1032 code for a protein of 304 amino acids. NCBI's taxonomy places the organism in Eukaryota, Metazoa, Chordata, Mammalia, Artiodactyla, Delphinidae. The transcript is spliced from 8 exons. The record is from RefSeq and is a predicted model, not a curated record.